This is a messenger RNA of Passer montanus (Eurasian tree sparrow), 2387 nucleotides long. RefSeq names its product minichromosome maintenance domain containing 2 (gene MCMDC2). Gene Ontology annotation, molecular function: ATP binding; single-stranded DNA helicase activity; DNA binding. The record is from RefSeq and is a predicted model, not a curated record. The transcript is spliced from 14 exons. Gene Ontology annotation, biological process: double-strand break repair via break-induced replication. Lineage: Eukaryota; Metazoa; Chordata; Aves; Passeriformes; Passeridae.
UGGAAGAUGGAUCCUGAAAUACAGAAGAUGAAGGAAGUAGUCCUUGUCUAUCUUGACAGAAGUGGUGGCCUUCAGAAAUUUGUGCAUGAUUGCAAAAAAUACAAUGACUCAAAACAAAGUUAUGCUGUUUAUCGUUUCAUUAUUUCAAUUAAUCCUUCUGACAUUGCUGAAUUGGAUGCAACUCUUGGAAACUAUAUUCUUCAUAAUCCCCUACAAGCUGCACAGAUUUUUCAGUCAGUAUGCUUUGUAGCUAUUAAGACAUUAUCACUAAUUGAACAAUUGCAGACAGAAGCCCAGAUCAGUAUAUUGCUGAGACCAACACAUUUGCCACCUUUACCGAGUUAUGUUCUGAGUCUUUCUGCAUAUCCCUUUAAUUACACAUCUCAAAGAUUUUAUAUGUCUGAAGGGAUAGUGAUUGCAAUGGGAACUGUAACAAAAUACACACAAGGAGCAAGAUUUCUUUGUACUGAGGAAACCUGUCCAUUCUCUGAAGGGUUUAGGUGCAUCAGAGUGCAUUGUCCUGGAGCUACAGAGUCUGCUACAGUGAGGACUGAUUUUGUGUGUAGUUUGUGUUCUUCACCACUGCAGGAAGACAUGAAAUUUAGAGUACUUGGUGAUAAACAAAUAGUUGAAAUGAUUGAUGCUAAAAUUCUGAAUGCUUUGAAAGGAUAUUCCAUUGAUAAAUCACACUUUAGGAUUCAGGCAUUUACAUUGUUCUUGAGAGAUGAACUGGCCAAUAAAAUGACAAUAGGAAACCACUACAGGAUUAUAGGAAUUCCAGCUUGUGUACAAAAUGGCCUACAAAUGACUGCAUGUAUAGAAGUCAACAGUGUACAGCUCUAUAAACCAAAUGAUCCUUCUUUUGUCAGUGACAAUUUUAAGUAUCUGCUCUCACUGACUUCAAGUUCACGCUGGAGGUUUAGUGCUGUCCUGGCCAACAUCUUUGCUUCUCAAGUUGUUCCACCAGGCACUUACAAUACUCUUAAACUUGCAAUAUUGCUGAGUCUAGUACAGACAUGUGAAAAAGAAAAUGCAGAUUAUCUGGAUCUCUUGAUUAUGACAAGUGACUAGCUAGUAAUUGACAGGCUUCUGAAUUACAGCUUAUGUCUUCUGCCCCGUGGCAUACGACACCCACCUUGCGGUGACAUUUUUCCUUCUGUGUCCAAAGAUAAACAUGGAACUGGAAGUGCCAGUAUUCAAGCCUGCAGCGCUGUGCUGGCCAAGGGUGGCAUCUGUUACAUAGGAGACUUAAGUUCAUAUAAAAAGGAUAAACUUGAACUUCUACAGUCUGUGCUAGAGAGCAGAACAACAACAGUAUUUAUUCCUGGGAAGAAGUAUAGAGAAGAGGCUGACCAACAAGUUACUGUUUCAGUUCAGACCAACUUUUGGUCCUUUGUAGAUGUGGACUCUUCCUCAAAGAAAAAUAUACAAAAGGAGAACUUUCUAAUUGGACAGAUGGAUGUGAGUUUGAUUCCAGUUAACCUUGUAGAUGGUUUUGGGCUCUUGAUCUACAAUGAGUUUCCUUCCUGUCGCCUGUCUUCUCCUGUUGUGCAUCAUACCUUGAAAAAAGCCAUUAAUCCUGAAGCCAUGCUGUACAAAGCCUCACAGCAGUUCAGAACACAGGAUUAUGAGGAGUUUAUUUUGUAUGCUAGGAAUCUUCAUGUUGAACUGAGUUCAGAAGCAGAAAGUCUCAUUCAGGGCUAUUAUCUUGCAAGUCGCAGGGUGAGAAGAGAUUCCAUUCAUGGAUCAACAUUAUCAGCCUCUGCACUAAAAAUCCUGAUUUCACUGGCUAAGGCUCAUGCCAAGCUCAGUUUAAGGCAGAGAGUACUUGAGGAAGAUGCAGUGAUUGCCAUCUUGUUACUCGAGUCAUCGCUGACCCUAAAACAUGGCACAUCUGCACUAUGUGUAGCACCAAAUCCUGUAUUUCCAUUUGACCUCAGUGAUGAAAACGCCCUGCAAGAGAGAGAUAUUUACCUCAUGCAGUGUCACCAUCAACUGCUGAAGUUUAUUGCUGCCUAUAGCCCAGGAAUUCACAUUAACACUAAUGAAGAGUAAAAACUCCACUCUAAGUAAAGCCUGAGGCUUUGGCUUUUUGAAGGCUACAGAAAAAAAAUCAAAAAAAUUACUAAAAAAAAAAAAACAAAAAAAUUAGAAAUCCAAAAUUACUAAAAACAGAAGACAGUUCAGUGAUGUUUUACCAAGGUACAAAGCAUAGCUGACAGGACUUGAAUUACAAGUUUUGUGAGUUGUUUGAAGGCAGGAGGGAAGUCUUCACCCUGGAAAGCCAUGGCUUCAGAAUACAGUCCCAACCAGAACUUCUCUUCCUGGCUACCACUCUCCAUUCACAGCUAAGCAAGGAGUGAUUUAGCAUUCAGGAUUUUUAAUGA